This is a messenger RNA of Paraphaeosphaeria sporulosa, 2697 nucleotides long. RefSeq lists its product as uncharacterized. Gene Ontology annotation, cellular component: membrane. NCBI's taxonomy places the organism in Eukaryota, Fungi, Ascomycota, Dothideomycetes, Pleosporales, Didymosphaeriaceae. Gene Ontology annotation, molecular function: amino acid transmembrane transporter activity. The transcript is spliced from 7 exons. Gene Ontology annotation, biological process: amino acid transmembrane transport. The coding region runs from base 324 to 2318 and encodes 664 amino acids. The record is from RefSeq and is a predicted model, not a curated record.
CUAAGACUCAAGCUUCAGGCUGCUUGCCGCGCGCUGGAUUUAAUGCGCUCGUAUCAAGAUUAUGACACUGCGCCUCAAUGCAGCAUGCGUAGCUACGUUAUGUCCGAACGUCAAACUGCUGCCUAGUCCGACCAGUCUUGUCACAAUUCGCUAUCGAGAACACGGUGAGCAAAUUUGGUCUAGCCUACGCUGCCUGAGCCACAGUAUGCCUCGUCUUGCAAGUCGUGCGCAUGCGUGAACCGUAUUGACAAUGCCCUUAUCUGUGAAGGUUGGUACGUUAUGUCCAACUCGCUUGACUAUUCACAAAAAAUUACAGCUUCACCAUGAGCGAUAUACGACCUUUGGAUCGAAAGCCUUACUAUGUGGACCACUUCGAACAUCUCCACCGCGUACUGGGCCGGCCACAGCUAACUGGCAUCGGCAUCUCAGGUUGCGUUGGGGUAGGUAUCUUUGUAACUUCUGGCUCUCUCAUCACCACUUCCGGGUCUCUCGGUGGCCCUCUCAGUUAUCUUGUUGCUGGAAUCAUAGCGGCAUGUGUCCUGUACACUCUUACGGAAAUGGUCGCAUGCCGCCCGCUGACAGGAGCAUUGAUCGAUUUGCCACAUAAGUUUUUGGACCCGGCGGCAGGCUUUGCAGUGGCGGCUUCAUAUUCCCUCGGGAACAUACUCUCCAUGGCAUGUCUCACAGCAUACUCCGCAGAAUUGACAGCACUCAUGAAAUCCGGAAACAGACCCGCACGUCAUUCACCAGGAGUUGAGGUGGGCAUCACUGUCGCAUUCAUUGCGUUGACGACAUUGACACACUGCUUCGGAGUCAAAUUAUACGGAACAAUAGAGAGAGUGGUCGCAGCUUUUAAGCUUUGCUUGUUCAUCUUAGUCUGUAUCUUGAUGCUCGUAAUCAAUGUAGGGGCUGCUGGACGACGGACUGGUUCCUACCGGGGCAAUUACACGACAAUGGCCUUUCCUCCUGGUUUCAAACCAACGGGAUUCAACGCAUCGUCGGACGACCUGCUCCACGGGAAGGAUACAGCAGAUACACAGUUCGGUAUCCCUGGCUCUGGUGGACGAGUUUUCGGCUUUCUGACGUCCGUCACAUUGGCCAUGUUUUCCUGCUUCGGGGGCGAAACCAUUGCAAUGACUGCAGGUGAAGCCAAGGAUGCCUUCAGAGAUGUUCCAGUGGUCAUGUCAUUCGUUUAUAUCAUUCCCCUCUCCCUUUAUCCUCUCGUCCUCAUUUCCGCAGGCGCCAACGUCAACUAUGCGGAUAGUGACCUCCCGGUUAUGUGGGCCCAAGGAAACGGAUCUGGAGGACUAUCCCCAUUUGUAGUCGCUGUUCAAACUUCUGCUAUCGCUGGUGUUGCAAAGGCUCUCCACCUUUUCUUCAUCAUCUCGGCAUAUACGGCAGCGAAUACUGAGCUGUACGUGGCAUCCCGAAGCGUGUUCAUGCUCGCACAGACAUAUCUGCCAAGAACGGUGGCCGAUAUCUUUGGAAGGACCAACAACGGCCAUACGCCAUUGUCAGCGAUUCUGCUGUGCUCGAUGUUUGGCUUCGUAUCACUAGCUGGCCUCAGCAGACAGGCUUACGACCAGCCACGUCAAACGCUAUCAGCUUUCUUCACUGGUUCGAUAGCGUGUGUCUACAUUUGCGAGUGUGUGACUUUUCUCAAGUUCAAGGCUGGCCUGAAGCGACUAGAAGAACGAAAGAUUUUGAGUCGUAACGACCCGCUCUACAUCUCCCGAAUGUUCAAGUCACGCUGGCAACCUCUCCCUGCUUACAUUGGCAUCGUCGGAUGCACAUUCGUCGUCAUAUGGUCUGGCAUACCUCCAUUGUACAUUCUCGGAGCGAGGGGCGGUUUAACGUCGACCAAGCAUCUGAAGUCGAGUGUGGGUCUCGCAUGCGAUGUAUUAGGUGCUUAUUCAGGGCCCUUCCUUUUCGCAGUCUUCUACCUUACAUACAAAUACAUAACACCCCGCUCCUUUUCCGUCAAGCUCGACGAUCUCACACCAGGCGACUACGUCCUAGGUGAUCUCGCCGUCAUCGAAGGCGAGGAUCCCAUCGCAUCAGAUGCCGUGGUCGAGCCUGAUGGAUAUCAGUUAGAAGCGCAGCGGUGGAGUACGGCCUCGCCAAAAUACGCGAGUGCUGAGUUCGAGAUGAGCCCUGAUCUACAAGAGGAGUAUGAAAUGCAGCGGGGCAACGAGGAAGAGCGUCAGAGAAUUGAAGAGGUGCUGUUGCGGAGGCCGGAGCGGCUGGAGCGGGCGCUGUGGAGGGAGCUGUGGAGUUGUGUCGUCGCUGAUAAGCAAGCGCGUUCGACCUCGGAGUAAACUGUCUACCGUACGAAACUUCAUUUCGCCAUGCUUAAUCUGGUAUAUCCGGCUUCCCGUGCGAAACCCAUGGGUGCCCCCAAUGGCCGUAGCAAGCUCACCUUCUCGAAGCAUCAAGAACGCGCCUUGAAGCUUGGCUAGAGCUUGUUGCACCCCCGUCGGUUGCUUGAUAAGAUUAGACUCCUCCAAUCGUAAAAUUGCCAUCUAACGUCAGCGCUUUGGUGUAUUCGCUUGGGUGAGCUAGGGAUCCUCUACCUGCCUAAAGAAGGGUAGAAGAUCGGAACCGAGUACCCGAGUUUACAAUUCAGUAUUUGGGGGUCGUAUCUAUUAUGAAGGUUGACGGGAGAGUGAAAAGGUGUUGGAGGUGUAUAAAAGGAGU